AUGGUACAAGUAGGCUGGGGCUGGGCUGAAGAUGUGAUGGAGAUGUGUGGUGGAUGUUGUGGAGGCCAGGCAGAGGAGGAUCGGAGGAAGGAUGCGCAAAAGCCGGGCAACGGGUAUGCUGCUAUGUAUUUGGUCGCAGUACUUCCUGAUGGUGAUGAUGAUGAUGAUGAUGACGAGGCGAUGGCAUGUAAGGGGUCGGAGAGAUACUCGAGCUUGACUAUUGUUGGAAAUGCCAAGGGGUCAAGUUCCUGUUCGGAGGUUUCAGAGCAAAACUGGACGACGGGAUGUCAACCUGGUCGGAGAAUGGGUCCGUUCCUGCAGCAGCAGAAGCAACAGCAACAGCAACAGCAACAGCAACAGCAGCAAGCAGCAGCAGCAGCAGCAGCACGAUGCGCUGGCUGGCUGGCUGUUGAUGCUGCCCCUGGUAGUGUAGACUACAAGUACUGGACACUAGAGGUAGGUUAG
Neurospora crassa OR74A is the source of this 465-nucleotide messenger RNA. RefSeq lists its product as hypothetical. NCBI's taxonomy places the organism in Eukaryota, Fungi, Ascomycota, Sordariomycetes, Sordariales, Sordariaceae. The transcript is spliced from 4 exons. Bases 1 to 465 code for a protein of 154 amino acids. The record is from RefSeq and is a predicted model, not a curated record.